ACUUUGACCACCAACCGAGAGACGUAGGGAAUCCUGAAAGGCGGGACCGGAAGUGAGGCCACCGCUCCGCAAGGUGAAAGGUUAGCGGAAGUGGCCGCCUUUCCUUUCUGCUGGGAACCGCCUGCUAGCUGUUGAAAUGGGGAAGUUCAUGAAACCCGGGAAAGUGGUGCUCGUCCUGGCUGGACGCUACUCCGGACGCAAAGCCGUCAUCGUGAAGAACAUUGAUGAUGGCACCUCAGACCGCCCGUACAGCCAUGCCCUGGUGGCUGGAAUUGACCGCUAUCCCCGAAAAGUGACAGCUGCCAUGGGCAAGAAGAAAGUCGCCAAGAGAUCCAAGAUCAAGUCCUUUGUGAAGGUUUAUAACUACAACCACCUGAUGCCCACAAGGUACUCUGUGGACAUCCCCCUGGACAAAACUGUUGUCAACAAGGAUGUCUUUAGGGACCCAGCCCUGAAACGCAAGGCAAGGCGGGAAGCCAAGAUCAAAUUUGAGGAACGAUACAAGACAGGGAAGAACAAAUGGUUUUUCCAGAAGCUUCGCUUUUAGGUAUAUUUUUGUUUGCAUCAUUAAAAGUUUAAAAAAAAAAAAA
Molecule: messenger RNA, 590 nt
Organism: Myodes glareolus (Bank vole)
Lineage: Eukaryota; Metazoa; Chordata; Mammalia; Rodentia; Cricetidae
Gene: Rpl27
Product: ribosomal protein L27
Biological process (GO): translation
Cellular component (GO): ribosome
Molecular function (GO): structural constituent of ribosome
Source: RefSeq, a predicted model, not a curated record